GGUGAUAAAUCAUCACCUGCGGAUAUUCCAAAGACCUUUCGUUAUGGAUCAUUCGCAACGAUUAGAGAAAAAUCUUUCGCGAAAUGGUAUGUCAAUGGCAAAGACUACUUUUAUGCCGUUUCGGAGGCCAUCUCUAAUGCUGAAAAGGAAAUCUUCAUCGAAGAUUGGUGGCUUUCUCCUGAAUUGGUUAGUUUAAUUGUUGAUUUUUUAUAUAAUAAAAAAAAAAGUUAUAAUCUCGAUUCAUUCGGAGUUUUACAAUGCGAUUGA
Molecule: messenger RNA, 267 nt
Organism: Racocetra fulgida
Lineage: Eukaryota; Fungi; Glomeromycota; Glomeromycetes; Diversisporales; Gigasporaceae
Source: the annotation of a GenBank genome assembly